Boleophthalmus pectinirostris (great blue-spotted mudskipper) is the source of this 2222-nucleotide messenger RNA. Its product is annotated as calumenin-A-like. Lineage: Eukaryota; Metazoa; Chordata; Actinopteri; Gobiiformes; Gobiidae. Gene Ontology annotation, molecular function: calcium ion binding. The record is from RefSeq and is a predicted model, not a curated record. Bases 150 to 1094 code for a protein of 314 amino acids. Gene Ontology annotation, cellular component: endoplasmic reticulum. The transcript is spliced from 7 exons.
AGAGGUGGACCAAUCAGAAGGGACGAUGCGUUUGAGGUGGACGCAGAUUGGUUAAGGUUGAGUACAGCUGCUGUCCCGAGGUUGGAUUUUAAAGCUAAGUAAAACUCCGUAAGAGUGAUAGAGAGCAAAAAGUCGAAGAAUCAGUAAGAAUGAUGCGUUUUCUGAUCAUCACCAUCUGCCUUUGUGUUGUCUACUGCCAAUGUAAACCCACAGAAAAAAAAGAACGUGUUCAUCACGAUGAACCACUGAGCAACCUUAAACACGAUGACACCAAAAACUUUGACUAUGACCAUGAGGCCUUCCUUGGCCAUGACGAAGCCAAAACCUUUGAUCACCUCCCUCUUGAAGAAAGCAAACGAAGACUGGGCAUAAUUGUUGGAAAAAUAGAUGAUAACAAAGAUGGAUAUGUCACAGAGGAAGAGCUAAAAAUUUGGAUAAAAAAGGCUCAACAAAAAUACAUUUUUGAUAACGUUCAGACUCAAUGGAAUGACUUUGACACCAACAAUGAUGGAUACAUCGGCUGGGAAGAGUAUAAAAAUGUAACCUAUGGAAGCUAUCUGGACAGUCCUCAGGAAGACACUGACUUUAACUAUGCCCAAAUGAUGCAGAGGGACGAGCGUCGCUUUCGCAUGGCUGACAAAAAUGGGGAUCUAUAUGUCAAUAAAGAAGAAUUCACUGCAUUUCUCCACCCAGAGGAGUUUUCUCACAUGAGGGACAUUGUACUUCAGGAAACUAUUGAGGAUAUUGACAAGGAUGGAGAUGGCUAUAUUGACCUAAAAGAAUAUAUUGGUGACAUGUACUCACCAGAGAACGGAGAGGAGGAGCCUGACUGGGUAAAAUCAGAGCGAGAACAGUUUGCUGAGUUUAGAGACAAAGAUAAUGAUGGGAAAAUGGAUAGGCAAGAAACUCUUGACUGGAUACUGCCAGAAGACUAUGAUCAUGCUGAGGCAGAGGCUAAGCACUUGCUGCAUGAAGCAGAUACUGACAGAGAUGGCAAAUUAACAAAAGAGGAAAUUUUGGAGAAACAUGAAGUAUUUGUUGGAAGCCAAGUGACCAACUUUGGGGAAGCACUGAUGCGACAUGAUGAAUUUUAAAGGUGGUUUGUUAGAGAACUUCGAUUUCUGUGCUGUACUGAGCUGGCUGUGAGAGCCCACAGUACAGCACAGAAAUGGAAUUUCACUGAAAUGGAAUUUCUCUAACAGGUAUAGCAUGGAUGGUUUUCUUACACACCACUCUCAUUUUGGGGAGCAGUUUACCAAGGAUUUUUUCAAGUUUUUUUAAAUGUGUAUUUGCCUUUUACUGGUGCUGUUACAAAGAAAAAGGACCCUUGAUUGGAUAUUUAUUUAUUGCCAUGUCAUAUGUUUCAAAAUGUUUAUAAGCAUUAAUGUAAGGUGCAAUUUAUAUUAUUUGAACAAUAGUAUGUUUUUAUGUGUAUAGAAUUUUAUAAAUUCUAAAAGAAUAUUGUAUGAUUUUUAUAGGAUGUCUUUUAUAUUUCGUUUCUUUUAAAUUCUUUAAAUUGUACAAAAUGUCACAUUUGGUUGGUUAUUAUUUAAAGACUCUGCCAAUGUGAUUUGUACUGUCGUUUAAGCCACUAUGAGUGAUGCCCUAACAUAUUGGUUUGGUAUUUCUACACAAUGCUUUUUCUUAAUGAUGCCAUCAUUGAAAAAAUAACGAAGUAUACCAGUCCUAUUUGUAGGAAAAUAACCUCACAACAUAAUACCACUGCCUCCAUACUUUGCUUUAGAAAUGGUGUUUCCAGGCUUUACUUUUAUGCUUUACAAUUAGGCUUUAUGCUUUACCUUUCUCAAAAUGUAGGCUAAUACUAGACAAACCAUAUAUGCUUGUGUAGCUUAGUGCUUCUUGUUUAGCUUUGUUAGGUGUAACCUCAACUGACCUUUAAUCAUGAAGGUUGUUAGUUACUCAAAAGUCAGCAGAAGGCAAUAUGCCUGUCUCUUACACAAUGACAUGGAAAUAACUAUUUUGUCUGGGAAACACAACAGUGUGACUCAGCGGUCCACCAACCCAUGGGCGAGAAGUUCAGUUGUAGCCUGGUCUGCAAGUCUUAUUCCUUUUAUUCCUUAUGUGUAUUCCAUAGACUCAAAUGUGCAGAAUUGCCAAACAAGGAAGGUUUGCUCGCAGUGUUGCUAUUGGCCUACAGGUAAGGCCUAGAUUUAUAGUCAAUGUGUGAAAUAAAAUAAAAUCCUCUUUAUUGUUUACUUGAA